Messenger RNA from Rhineura floridana, 954 nucleotides. Its product is annotated as olfactory receptor 14I1-like. Gene Ontology annotation, molecular function: olfactory receptor activity; G protein-coupled receptor activity; odorant binding. NCBI's taxonomy places the organism in Eukaryota, Metazoa, Chordata, Lepidosauria, Squamata, Rhineuridae. Gene Ontology annotation, cellular component: membrane. The transcript has a single exon. Bases 7 to 954 code for a protein of 315 amino acids. The record is from RefSeq and is a predicted model, not a curated record. Gene Ontology annotation, biological process: G protein-coupled receptor signaling pathway.
GGAAAAAUGAACAAUCUUACUACCAUGUCCACAUUUCUACUGCGGGAAUUGUCUGAACUGCAGGAACUACAAAUCUUAUAUGUCUUUCUAUUCAUAACAUUGUACUUGACAACUUUGAUGGGGAAUCUUCUCAUCAUUGUUGCAGUAGCCCUUGACCGUCACCUUCAUAAACCAAUGUACUUUUUCUUAGCAAACCUGGCCAUGAUGGAUGUUGGCUCUGUUUCAGUCAUGAUACCCAAAUCUGUGGCCAAUUCCAUCAUGAACAGCAGGUCCAUUUCAUAUUCUGGGUGUGUGGCUCAAGUUUUCUUCUACUUCUUCUUUGCAACAUCAGAUUUUUUCCUUCUAACAGUAAUGGCACACGAUCGCUAUGUCGCCAUCUGCAGCCCAUUACAAUAUGAAAGAAUUAUGCACAAAGGAGCCUGUAUUCAGAUGGCAGCAAUUGUGUUACUUACUAGUCUUCUUUAUGCCAUUUUGCACACUUGUGGCACCUUUGCAAACACCUUCUGUUCUAACGUUGUCAAUCAGUUCUUCUGUGAAGUCCCAACAUUAUUAAAGCUCUCCUGCUCUGACUUUUACUUAGUUGAAGUUGGGCUUCUUCUGCUAGGCUGUAUUACAGCACUAGGAUGCUUCAUUUUCAUCAUCAUAACGUACCUGCAGAUAUUUUCUACAGUGCUCAGAAUUCCUUCUGUCCAUGGUCAGAAUAAAGCCCUCUCCACUUGCCUUCCCCACCUCACUGUUGUUUCUGUGUUUCUCAUAAGUGCAGUCUUUGCUUAUGCAAGGCCUCCCACGGAAUCUUCUUCUGAGCUGGAUAUAGCUUUUGCUGUGAUAUAUGCUAUAAUUCCUCCCAUGCUGAAUCCAUUCGUCUACAGCAUAAGGAACAAAGACAUUAAGACUGCUUUGUGGAAACUCUUAGAUGUCAGGCAUUCUCCUAAGACUAUAUUUAGAGUUCUAUAA